Molecule: messenger RNA, 705 nt
Organism: Talaromyces stipitatus ATCC 10500
Lineage: Eukaryota; Fungi; Ascomycota; Eurotiomycetes; Eurotiales; Trichocomaceae
Exons: 2
Coding region: 1-705 (234 amino acids)
Source: RefSeq, a predicted model, not a curated record
AUGUAUGCAAAAGUAUGGAAUCUUUUAUCCUUGUUGUUAUUCUUGUCGUCCUCUAAGUACCGUAAAGGUGGGAGACUUUCUUUUAGCCCCUAUUCGGUGGAUCCUUCUCUAAAGUGUGUGGCUCGCUCUGAUUGGCUGAUUGUAUCAUUGAAAGGUAACGAGUACAAUCCCGAAGAAGACAAAUUGAUAGUAUUGCGGUAUACUUUCAUGAAAGAACGAAAAGCGCUCUCUAAGUACGAUACUGUACCGUCCUUCACCGCCUGGUGCACGGAACCACCUGAUGCACGGUAUCGCGUCAAAACACGAAAAACAAUACAGAUUUCAAAGCGCGAUAAAUCAGUCAAAAUGGGUGCAAUUGAGGAUGCGAUUGAAUAUUUGAAUUUCUUGGAAGAAGACAAACAGAUGAAUUCCACUUUGACUGCAAAAAUGUUUGGUGUUAAUUGUUCAACGCUCUCGAGAAGAUACCGAGGUGUUACGGGCUCAAAAGAGGAGCAAUACAACAAUCAACGAUUACUCAAUAACCAACAGUCUCAAAAGCUUGUACAAUGGAUAGAUAUGCUCUGUGAGCACGGUAUACCACCUACGCCUUCAAUGAUUGCAAAUUUCGCGCAUAAGAUAACCAGUAGAAAGCCCGGAAAGAGCUGGGUUUCUCGCUGGUUAGAAGCAUCCAAAUGCGUUGAUUUCUCGCUAUUCUACGGGCAUUGA